Molecule: messenger RNA, 5112 nt
Organism: Macrosteles quadrilineatus (aster leafhopper)
Lineage: Eukaryota; Metazoa; Arthropoda; Insecta; Hemiptera; Cicadellidae
Exons: 1
Coding region: 1-5112 (1703 amino acids)
Biological process (GO): telomere maintenance; DNA repair
Molecular function (GO): DNA helicase activity
Source: RefSeq, a predicted model, not a curated record
AUGGAGUUUACUUGCGUUGCUGUUGGAUCCUUUCAUCAAGGGGAUUCAAAAUUCACUGACAGCAACAAUUCUCAAUGUGUUGCUAAUGCGGCAUGUGCAUUAGCUUGGCAAGUGUUCCGCGGGGGAUUUAGUACUCAUGCUGUUGAUGAAAUACUCAUGGCCGGCGAUCGCUUGUACAAGAAUUCUCGCCUUGAGUACAACGUUGUCAGCAGAUACUUGUUUCCCGAGGAACUUGCCAAGAGCUUCAAUAUUGAAGACCAGCACGUUUCCGUCGAGGAAAUCUCGUACGUGCACAACGGAUUGUAUCCGACUAGUGUGGAUGGCUUGGAUGAGGCCGUUCAAUCCUUGACAUCUGUCUUGGAAAAUAUUAUGUCCGCCGAUUCCCUCGACGGCGGGUUUUUGUUCACGGGGCAAUUAGUGACUGUGGCCUUUUGGCGUCACCGAGAAAACUUAUAUCUCUUUGACUCCCACGCCGUGAAUAAUAUCCGCCGUAGAGAUGUUGUCCCCGAUAACAACAAAGCGAGGCUAUUUCAAUGUGGGAGUUUCACUGCAUUGGCCUCACUUUUAUUGGCAAAUUCCGCGUUCGUCGGUGGAGAGUACAGCAUCAUGAGACUCAAGUUUUCGAUUGACUGUACAAACCAACCGAUCGAACAUGCGGUUAUUGAUCCUGAUCCUAUUCCCCCCUCCCCGACGGUUUCAGAUCCCAUAUUGGAUGGCAAAAAAGGUCCUGGCAGACCUAAAAAGGUAAAACGCGGGCGUCCGAAAGUUUUGGACACUACGCAUGACGAGCAAGUGCAAGCGGCAAAGAAGAAGUACAGAGAGACGCACUCUGAUGACAUCAGAGAGAAAAAAAGUCAGUACUCCCAGAACCAUCCUGAGGUGAACAGGGAGGCUGUUGGCCGUUACAGCCAAAACCACCCCGAGGUCAACAGAGCUGCUGUUGGCCGUUACAGUCAAAAUAACCCUAGCAUACACCGGAAGGCUGUUCGAGAGUACGACUUGCGUCAUCCCGGAGCUUCUUCUGGAAGAGUGCAGAUUUUCCGUCUGAAAAAUCCUCUAUUUACCGAUCUUCGUCACUUGCCAGCUUCACUUGCUCGAAGCAUUUCUGAUCACGGUCCAAUGGGGUCUUGGAAGGGGGAGCUGUUGAAUGAUAUUCCAGCUUUUAGUCUUAAAAAAGUUAGUCUUUGGGACAAUGAUAUUUUUAAAUGUAUGCACUGUGGCGCUCCACUUUUUGAGGAGGAAAAAGGUAGGAAGAAGUGGUGUUGCGGACAAGGGGCAUACAACGUCCUUAAUCUAAGCCCCCUUGAUGCAUCCUUCUAUUCGGAUCGGCGUUUUCUCGAUAGGGCUCGUGCCUACAACGACCUGUUUGCGUUCUGUGCUUUAGAGGUAUCUGGUGGGUACAGGCACCCCAGUGGUCUCUCUUUCUUUAAAAUCGAAGGGAGAAUGUACCACCAGGUCUACAAUCUGUCCGACCCUGGUCAAAAGUUUACCACUAAGGCUGGGGACGUUCAGUUUGUGAACCGGUCCCGUCUUUACAUCGACGACGGUGAAGAACGGCGGAACAUUGCCUUGGGUAGAUCACUUGACGGUGACGUUGUUGACUCUAUCAAUCGAUACCUGUCACAGCAGAAUCCAUACGUCACUCACUAUCGGCGUUUGGGUAGUGAGCCAGCUGUGAACGCUCACUUGGAUUUCCAGGUGACAAGUAGAUCUACCCAUGGUCCCGUUCUAGGCGACAGGCAAACAGGCGUUGAGGUGCACGCUGUCAUAAGCACCGACGAGACAGUUUACGAGCCCCGCAAGCUAUCCGUAUGGAAAGUUGGAUCCGGAAGACCCACUUCUAUCAACCUUUUCAGUCCCCUCAUGGAACCCUUCCAGUACCCUCUGCUCUAUCCUCAAGGCACUUUGGGCUGGCAUAUUGGUCGCCGCGACAAUUUUAACAACAAAUUGUCCCAGUAUGAUUAUUCCCGUUGCCUUCUGCUGUCUGAGCCUCGUUUCUCACACCUCGGCCGACUGUCUCAAGCUUGGCAGGUCGAAAUGUAUGCCAGAUACGAGGACGAGAAGCUCAACUACAUCAAGUUCACGCAGACGAAGGCAGCUGAAAAUGCCAUGAGGAUAGGGCCGUUGGAUGAGAUUGAAGCGGCGAAUCGUGGUGGACGGCAAGUGCUCAACGACAUUAACAAUGACGAGACAGUUCAGGGGGAGGGUGGGGUACAGGCUGGCAAAGUUUACCUCCCAAGUUCGUUUACCGGGGGGCCGAGAUAUAUGAAACUUCGAUAUGAGAAUGCUAUGGCAUUGGUCUCACGUCUCGGCUUCCCCACAUUUUUUCUCACAUUCACUUAUAGUGCGACUUGGGAGGAGAACAAAAAAGCCUGUCCUCGAAAUAGCGGUCGCAGUGAUCCCAGCACGGCCUGCAGAGUUUUCUAUAUCAAACUGCUGGAACUCCUCCGUGAUUUGCGCAGCGGAGCUAUGUUCGGUCGGUCUAUCUACAUAGUCCACGUCAUCGAGAUGCAGAUGCGGGGUCUUCCACAUGCCCACAUCGUGUUCAAAAUCGAUGGCGAUGGACCAGUGCAGGCUUCGGACAUAGACUCCCUCAUCCGCGCUGACAUUCCAUCUCCGGAGGAGGCUGGAGGCCGAUUAAGGGCGUUGGUUCUGCGGCACAUGAUCCACGGCCCUUGUGGUACGGAUCACAGGACCGACUUCCCUUGCUGGGACACUGCCAAAGGCAGCUGUUCUAAAUUUUUCCCCAAACCUCCCUGUGAAUCAACCCAUGUAGACGAGAGGGGUUUUGUAAAAUAUCGACGUGAUUAUGGUAAUGAGGGGAGUAUAACUUCAAGAAACAAAUCGAUUCCUGUACAUGACGGCUGGGUCGUGCCGUACAACGCAGCAUUACUUCUUAAAUACGAGGCACACAUCAACUUGGAGGUAGCUUCUACUCGUCGUGUGAUCAAGUAUCUGUUUAAAUACCUCAUGAAGGGUGGCUCGCUUCAGAACGUCAAAGUUACUCCUCUUAGUAAACAAGACGAUGAAGUUGAGCACUACGUCACGAAGCGUAUGGUGGGAGCCAGCGAUGCAUGCUGGCGUCUCUUGGACUUUCCCAUCUCAAAGUCUGAGCCGACAGUCGAUUGUCUCCCUGUCCACCUAGAGGGAAAACAGACUGUGUGUUUUCGCCCUAACAACUUGACACACGCCACUUCGGGAGCUACCUCUGACCUGCUCUUGUAUUUCAAUAGGCCUCUUGACUCGGUAUUCGACGAUUUAACCUACCAGUCUUUUUUCGAGCAGUACGUUAUUCAUAACAAACGCCCUAGUAAUGCUGAGGUGUACGACCAUCCAGACGGCAAGCAUUUCCUUACCUCAAGAAAGCGUGGUCAAAAGAUCUGUCGUCUCUUCUGGGUCUCGCCAAACAGAAGCGAGCAGUACUUUCUUAGGCUCCUUUUGAUGGUCAUUCCGUGCCGGGGAUACGCCGACCUGCUCGCUCGUGGUGGUGAUGGUUGCACGACAUAUCAACAGGUUGCGCGCACCCUCGGUUUGGUUGAGGACGAGGACGAGUACCACCAAGCCCUCAAGGAAGCAGCUCGUUUCAUGGUCGGCCCGAGGCUCCGCUCUUUCUUUGUCCUUCUGUGCAACAUGGGAGCUCCUGCGGCCCUCUUGUGGGAUGCUUUCCGUGACGCAUUGUGCGAAGACCAUUUGGAGCGGAAUCCUCUUGAUCACGAGGUUGCGUACAAGCUGGCUCUGAUUGAGAUCGAUCGAAGCCUUCGACGUCAGGGAUCCUGCUUGGCCGGCCACGGUCUCCCUACUGUAGACGACGACACGACCGAACUGGGGAGGGAACUUCUCAUCUACGGUGAAAAUCGUCAGAGAUCACUUGUAGAUGAGUGGGAACCUAAACUUUCCCGCGACCAGAGGGCGGUCUUCGAUUAUGUUCGGUCUCUACUACAGGGCCAAGUCGAUCGUCGAUCAACAAAAUUGAUUUUCCUUGACGGACCCGGAGGCUACGGCAAGACCUUCCUAAUACACGUAAUUCUCGCUUACGUCCGUAGUCGUAACCAAGUCGCUAUUGCUGUCGCUAGCUCCGGCAUUGCCGCUGGUAAUCUGCCUGGUGGCACGACAGCACAUAGCAUGUUUCGGCUACCACUUGAUCUCGGCGAUGGCACUGGAUAUUGGAACUUGACCAACGGAUCUCAGCGGGCAGAACUCAUCAGAGCCGCACAGCUCAUAGUUUUUGAUGAGGCCCCGAUGGCUCACCGGUACAUUUUUGAAAUCAUCGACAGAUCUCUGCGUGAUCUCAUGAAUUCACCUGAGCCAUUCGGGAAUAAGAUCUUUAUCUGCUGCGGAGAUUUCCGUCAGAUCGCACCAGUUGUUGCCAAGGCUCGUACUCCGGCCGACAUUGCCUGUGUAUCACUGUGUGCGUCAUCUCUGUGGUCAAGUUUCAAAAUCUUUUCUCUCUCCACUCCUCACCGGACUUCUGGGUCCACUGCCUACUCUGACUUCCUCCUCCAAGUAGGCAAUGGAACAAUUUCAUCUGUUCCAUUUGGGGAAGGCCGUGACUCUGUUGCCCUGAUCCCACUGUCCGGUGUGAAAUACGUAACAUCCCUUCCCGACUUGAUAGAUUUUGUGUUUCCUACUUGUGACCUACACCACACAGACAGAAUUGCUGGCAGGUCCAUUCUUUCGACCAUGAACGCCAAUGUCCAGCAGAUCAACAACACCGUCCUCAACCUGAUGGACGGCGUCGUUCAUGAGUUGAGAAGUGCUGAUUCAAUAAGACCUCGUCUGAUCACAGUGCGACUCCCUGGACAACAUGAUCCGAUUUGUAUUCCCCGGAUUCAAUUCGUUUUUCCGUUCGUCGAGGGGUCACUGCUUCGUGUCCGCCGUCUUCAGUUUCCUCUCAUGCUGGCAUAUUCCAUGACUGGCCACAAAAGCCAGGGCCAGACGAUUGAUCGCGUCGGAGUCGAUCUUCGCAGUGACUGUUUCACUCAUGGUCAGUUGUACGUCCUGCUCAGUAGAGUCAGGCAUCCAGACCAUAUAGUCGUCCUUGUCCGUCCCGACCGUGUCCAAGGGGGAAUCGCAUACGCGAAAAAUAUCGUGUAUGACGAUCUCCUCCUCUAA